This is a messenger RNA of Mycosarcoma maydis (corn smut), 789 nucleotides long. RefSeq names its product putative protein involved in cell polarity development. Gene Ontology annotation, cellular component: actin cortical patch; Rvs161p-Rvs167p complex; medial cortex. The record is from RefSeq and is a predicted model, not a curated record. Bases 1 to 789 code for a protein of 262 amino acids. Gene Ontology annotation, biological process: actin cortical patch localization; actin filament organization; endocytosis. NCBI's taxonomy places the organism in Eukaryota, Fungi, Basidiomycota, Ustilaginomycetes, Ustilaginales. The transcript has a single exon. Gene Ontology annotation, molecular function: lipid binding; protein binding.
AUGUCGUGGGGUGGGUUCAAAAAGUCCAUAAACCGUGCUGGCACAACGCUGAUGCAAAAGACGGGUCAAGUCGAGCGCACAGUCGACGCUGAAUUCAACUCUACCGAAGAGCAAUACCGCACGUUGGAGCGAGAGGUGAUGUCGUUACAGAAGGAGGCAAAAGCGUAUCUGGAUGCGAUGCGAUCGCUGGCCUCUUCUCAAGCGAGGAUUGCCGAAGCGAUCGAUGGAUUCUACACCGACUCGUCUGACGCCGCCAUGUCGGCCAACGCGUAUCGUCGAGCAGUCGACGAGCUCGACACCAAAACCGCCAAAGAAAUCGACGCACCGUAUCGAGCCACCGUACUGGAACCCAUAGGAAAACUCGCCUCUUACUUUCCCGAAAUCAACAAGAUCAUCGAAAAACGCAACAAGAAACUCCUAGACUACGACGCUGCGCGCUCCAAACACCGCAAGCUCGUAGAUAAACCCUCAGACGACCCCACCAAACUACCCAAAGCCGAAAAGGAACUCGAAGACGCCAGACUCAUCUUUGAAACGCUCGACGAUCAGAUCAAAUCCGAGCUACCCCAGUUGGUCGAUUUGAGAAUCCCGUAUUUGGAUCCUAGCUUCGAAGCCAUGGUUCGAAUCCAGGCCAAGUUCUCCGAGGACGGCUACGAAAAGUUGGGUGGCGUCCAGAGGUUCUUUGCCGACGGCGUCAGAGAGCAGUAUGCAGACGGUCAGUUGGAUAACCAGGUCGAAGCCGUCCUGCAAGAGAUGAGAGAGCUGUCCAUCUGCGGUAUAGGUCAGUAA